AUGUCGGAAUCUCGCUGGAUCCCACUCGAAAGCAACCCAGAUGUCUUUAACAGUUGGGCUGCAACUGCCGGACUAGUAGCAUCCCAGGCGUACUUCGAGGACAUAUAUGGCCUUGAUCCAGAACUUCUAGGAAUGGUAUCGGAAGGUGUAAAAGCGGUUACACUACUCUUCCCCUGUUCAGGGACCAUUGCGACAAAACGCAAAGAGGAAGAUGAAAAGAUUGCAGCUCAAGGGCAGUAUCCGAUCGAUCCCACUAUUUUCUGGAUGAAGCAGACGAUCGUAAACGCUUGCGGAACCAUGGGCCUUCUGCAUGCUUUAAUAAACUCAAAUGUCACUUUCGCUCCUGAAAGUCCAUUGGCUAGAUUUAUUGACGAAUGCAAAGAAAUAGACAAAACACCGUUGGAACGUGUCAAAAUUCUCGAGGAGACUUCUCUAUUCGAACGGAUCCAUAGCUCCGCAGCCUCCACAGGACAAACCACGGUGCCAGAAGAUCUGGACACGUAUCUCCAUUUUACUUGCUUCGUGAAGGCGCCCGAUGCUACUGCGAGGGAAACGGAAAGCCAAGCCCGUAGGUGGCGCGUCAUAGAGUUGGACGGAGCUCGCAAUGGUCCGAUCGAUAGGGGCGAAUGCACUAACUUGCUCCAGGACGUGGCUAAAAUCGUCAAAGACCACUAUAUCAAGGAAAGCAAGAGCGUCAACUUCAGUAUGAUGGCAUUAUGUUCUGGCACAAGAUUAGAUUAA
Messenger RNA from Suillus subalutaceus, 741 nucleotides. RefSeq lists its product as uncharacterized. The transcript is spliced from 8 exons. The coding region runs from base 1 to 741 and encodes 246 amino acids. Gene Ontology annotation, molecular function: cysteine-type deubiquitinase activity. Lineage: Eukaryota; Fungi; Basidiomycota; Agaricomycetes; Boletales; Suillaceae. The record is from RefSeq and is a predicted model, not a curated record. Gene Ontology annotation, cellular component: cytoplasm. Gene Ontology annotation, biological process: ubiquitin-dependent protein catabolic process; protein deubiquitination.